GCAAGAGGUAUUAUUAGAUUAGACUCGCUGGUUAGAUUAUACGCAGGCUGAAAAUGGAAGUUGAUCGUCGUGCAAAGCCUUCAAAGACGGCUCUGGGCGCCAAAAAAGGCUCCGGUAAAGGGUACUCCGAAGACCCCCUCAGUGCCUUCCUGUGGCUGGUGUUAUUUAGCACUCUCAUGUUUACGGUUCCCUUCCUUGUUUUCUUCAUUGUCAAGUGGAGUUUGCUAGAAUACCUCGCGGUUGAAGGCUUCGAGAACAAUUGCUGGUCGGCAUUGGGUGCGGUGGUUGCCGUCAAUUUCAUUAUUUACUUGUACGUGUUGAAAGCAUUCCGCGAACAGGAAAAGGAGUUGAAGAAAGAUUAAUAGUUUUAAGAGAUCAAAUUUGACUGCUCUAGUUGUAUCAAUCAUUAUAAUUCCAAAGAAUAAAGUACUUUUGGACACUUUA
This is a messenger RNA of Hermetia illucens (black soldier fly), 444 nucleotides long. Its product is annotated as vacuolar ATPase assembly integral membrane protein VMA21 homolog. The transcript has a single exon. Gene Ontology annotation, cellular component: endoplasmic reticulum membrane. Gene Ontology annotation, biological process: vacuolar proton-transporting V-type ATPase complex assembly. Bases 54 to 362 code for a protein of 102 amino acids. The record is from RefSeq and is a predicted model, not a curated record. Lineage: Eukaryota; Metazoa; Arthropoda; Insecta; Diptera; Stratiomyidae.